UUUGCCGUGUUAUCCAGGCAGGUCUUGAACUCCUGGCCUCAAGUGAUCUACCCAUCGAGGCCUCCCAAAGUACUGUAUUAUAGAUGUGAGCUAGUGUGCCCAGCCCAUUUUGACUUCUGUAUAAUACUAUAGCAUUCAUAUAUCUACAUUUACUCAUGUGUCCUACUUUUGAUGAGAUUUGUGUUGCUCGUAGUUUGGACUAUUACAAAUUAUGAUACUGUCAUUAUGCCUUUUGGUAUAUGUGUAUUUUCAUUUCUCUAGGGUAUGCCCCAGAGUGGACUUGUAGGAUUGGGUUAGACUAUGCAUUUUUCUAAUCCCAAUAACAUAAUUUUUUUUGAGAAGGAUUCUCACUCUGUCACCCAGGCUGGAGUGCAGUGACGUGAUCUUGGCUCACUGCAGCUUCUCCCUCCAAGGUUCAACUGAUUCUCCUGCCUCAGCCACCCGAGUAGCUGGGAUUACAGGUGUGUGCCACCAUGCCCGGCUAAUUUUUUUGCAUUUUUUAUAUAGAGAUGGGGGUCUCAUCAUGUUGGCCAGGCUGUUCUUGAACUUCUGACCUCAAGUGAUCCUCCCGCCUCAGCCUCCUGAAGUGCUGAGAUUACAGGUGUGAGCCACCAUGCCCUGCCUUCAAUAGCUAAUUUUAAGCAGUGUUCCAGCUCUUCUAGUUUAUGUUACCACGAGUAGUCUAUGGGUUUCCAUUAUUUAACGUCCUUGUCGGUGCUUGGUAUUGAUGAUCUUUUAAUUUUAGCCACCUGAAAGUAUGCCUACUUUGAAUUUUUUAAAUUUCUGUGUUUCACUGUAAAGAAAUGAGAGUGAGGUUUAGAGCCAGAAACUCUGAAUGAGUUUAGCUUUAACCCUAGUUGAAGGGCUACUAGGUGAUCAUUUGAAUCCUUAACUGAAGGUGGGGCCAUUUUGUUAGACCUCACCCUACAGAAUCUCACACACCAAGGUCCAAAUGCCCGUGGCAAGCUAUGUAAACCUACACAGUUAUUUACCUCUUUGAGACUCAGUCUCCUUAUCUGCAAAGGGAUGUCAUUUUAAAUUCCUCACCGAGUUGGUAUGAAGAGCAUCAGUCAUUCCACCAAAAAGCACUUAGUUCCUGGCCCAUAGUUAUUAUCAAACAGUGAGUCACAGGAAGAAGUGGCUAGCUACAUUGCUGUAGAAUACUCUUGUAUUUAUUUUGGUUUAUCUAUUUUUAGGGGAAACAAAGUUAUUUCAUCCAGAGCAUUAGACGUCAAAAGUCGAUAUAUCCUUUCUGGAGCUGCCUUGUUUGUUUGAUGUCCUGGUGUUUUGAAGGCUGGCAUGUUUAUGGCCGGGCAGAACCAUAAACACUCCUUCGGCCCAGGGCUGCCCUGGAUUUGUGUGUAUUUCAUACAUGGGCAGUGGAGAAGGAAAUCAUCUUCAGCUUGUGUUUUGACACAGAGAAGUUUUGCUUUUCGUUUAUCUACUCUCUGCAUCCUCCACCGAAAACAAACAGAACACUCCGGCAUGGGUAAAUAUUGUGACUGGCGGCCUCAGUGGUGGUGUUUUUCCCUUUGCUACAAUUGCUGAGAGACUGAUGGUGACAUAGUAGAAGAUCCAUGGUUGUCAUUCUGAUACUUCAACCAGAACCAUAGCAGUUCUGGAAAUGAAAAAGUGAAGUAAAGAAAAAUAAGAAUUACAAGAUAAUUUUUUUUUUCCAAGGGAAAUUGUAAGGCAUUUCAAGGACGGAAAGGCAAAAAUGUUAUAUGGUUUUGCAUUUCUUCUCCUAGCACCGAUAUUCAUCAUGCCACCACUCCUGAGCCUUAGAAUAGAUAGACUCUUCAAAGACAGCUGAGCUUCCUUUCAGGUGGGUUCCCUCCGAGCCUUCUCCUGCUUCAUUUGCCCUGCUUAGUGAAACUCAGCUAGAAUUGAGGUGCAACUGGUCUAGGAGGCUAGGAGAGGUGUAACCACUUACUAUGUAGCCACUGAGAGUUUGGCCUGGUGGAAUUUCAUUUGCAAUUAAUUAUGUUUAUUUAUUUAUUUAGUUUUAAGAGGCAGUGUUGUCCAGGCUGGCCCUGAACUGCUGGGCUCAAGUGAUCCUCCUGCUUUGGCCUCCCAAAGUGUUGGGAUUACAGGCGUCAGCCAGCACUCCUGGCCAAGGUUAUUUUUUAUUAGCUUAAAAAGUUAUUUACCUCUAACGUGUUUUCUUCGCUUCCCCCCUCCUCCCUGUCUCUGUCUUUCUCCCCAUCUCUCAUUCUCUCUUUCUGUCUCUGUCUCUCUCUUUCGGGAAGUUAAGUAAGGGAAGAAAGACCAGAUGAGAGAGGUUAAAACUGCUGGGCUCUGAUUUCACAAACAGGACUGGAUCCCUCCGUGUAGUCUUUUACUAACUGCAUGAUUUUGAGCAAAUUCCUUCAUUUUCUAAGUCUCAAUUCUUUCAUCUCUCAGUGGAGGUAACAGUUGUACCUCUUUUGUUAUGAGGGUUAUGUUCAGAAUGACAAAUGUCAGAAUUUGCACAAAUCGCAACAGCUGCCCUUACCUGGCACUUCCUCAGUGCCAGGCACUGUUCUGAGUACCUGCUUGGUAUAUAUCCCAGUAGCCCUGGGGGUUGGGGCCUGUGGUUUAUAGGUGAAGAAAAUGAGGCAGAGAGUGUUUAAGAAACUUGACUUAAGAUUCCUCCAGCAACAAGUGGCAGGACUGAGAUUGGAGUGCGAGGCUGUGUAGUCCAGAGUCGAGGUCCUCUGUCGCAGCACUGCCGUUUCCCCGCCGUGCCGCCUGACAACACACCCCGCCCCUCCUCCUCCUCUCUGUAGAUAACUAUUUCAGUUUGGCAUAACUUCCUUUGUAAUUUGAAGCAACAAACCUGGGUUCAGACACUCCACUGCCUGUGCAUCUUGCCUGUUUCCGGAUCCGCCGUGUCACAGACAUUUUCUAUGUCAGUGCCUAUGGCUCUACUCAGGAGGAAGGCUGAACAAGGACCUGCGACAUUUUCUCAAUCAGCGAUUCCAGAAGGGGUCUCCUGAUCAUGAGCUCCAGCAGACCAUAAGGGAUAACCUUUACCGCCAUGCUGUGCCUUGCACAACCCGAUCUCCCAGAGAAGGAGAAGUGCCUGGCGUGGACUAUAACUUUCUGACUGUGAAGGAGUUCUUGGACCUCGAGCAGAGCGGGACUCUUCUGGAAGUCGGCACCUAUGAAGGAAACUAUUAUGGGACACCCAAGCCUCCUAGCCAGCCAGUCAGUGGGAAAGUGAUCACGACGGAUGCCUUGCACAGCCUUCAGUCUGGCUCUAAGCAGUCGACCCCGAAGCGAACCAAGUCCUACAAUGAUAUGCAAAAUGCUGGCAUAGUCCAUGCGGAGAAUGAGGAGGAGGAUGACGUUCCUGAAAUGAACAGCAGCUUUACAGCCGAUUCUGGUGAACAAGACGAGCACACUCUCCAAGAAACAGCAUUACCACCUGUGAAUAGUAGCAUCAUCGCUGCUCCCAUCACGGACCCUUCUCAGAAGUUCCCUCAAUACCUACCUCUUUCUGCAGAGGAUAAUUUAGGUCCUCUACCUGAAAACUGGGAGAUGGCCUAUACCGAAAAUGGAGAAGUCUAUUUUAUAGACCAUAACACGAAAACAACAUCUUGGUUAGACCCUCGGUGCCUAAACAAGCAGCAGAAGCCUCUGGAAGAGUGUGAAGAUGAUGAAGAAGGGGUACACACCGAGGAGCUGGACAGUGAACUAGAACUGCCUGCUGGUUGGGAAAAGAUUGAAGACCCUGUCUAUGGUAUCUACUAUGUAGACCACAUCAACAGGAAGACACAAUAUGAGAACCCGGUUCUAGAAGCCAAACGGAAGAAGCAGCUUGAGCAGCAGCAGCAGCAGCAGCAACAGCAGCAGCAACAGCAGCAGCAGCAGCAGCAGACAGAAGAAUGGACAGAAGAUCACUCAGCCCUUGUGCCUCCUGUUAUUCCAAACCACCCUCCAAGCAAUCCAGAGCCAGCCAGAGAAGCUCCACUUCAGGGCAAACCCUUUUUUACACGAAACCCUUCUGAGUUGAAAGGCAAGUUCAUUCACACAAAGCUGCGGAAAAGCAGUCGUGGCUUUGGCUUCACGGUGGUUGGAGGGGAUGAACCUGAUGAGUUUCUCCAGAUCAAGAGCUUGGUCCUAGAUGGUCCUGCUGCAUUGGAUGGCAAGAUGGAAACAGGGGAUGUGAUUGUAAGUGUGAAUGACACCUGUGUUUUGGGACACACACAUGCUCAAGUUGUGAAGAUCUUCCAGUCCAUCCCCAUUGGUGCCAGCGUGGACCUUGAACUCUGCCGAGGUUAUCCAUUGCCUUUUGAUCCAGAUGACCCCAAUACAAGUUUAGUGACCUCGGUAGCCAUUUUGGAUAAAGAACCAAUUAUUGUGAAUGGGCAAGAGACCUACGAUUCACCAGCUAGCCACAGUAGUAAAACAGGCAAAGUCAAUGGCAUGAAGGAUGCCAGGCCAAGCAGCCCAGCGGACGUGGCUUCAAAUAGUUCUCAUGGUUAUCCUAAUGACACUGUUUCUUUGGCUUCCUCCAUAGCCACUCAGCCAGAACUCAUAACUGUUCAUAUUGUCAAAGGGCCAAUGGGCUUUGGUUUUACUAUCGCAGACAGUCCUGGUGGAGGUGGCCAAAGAGUGAAACAGAUUGUUGACAGCCCAAGGUGCCGAGGCCUGAAAGAAGGGGAUCUCAUAGUGGAAGUUAAUAAGAAGAACGUGCAGGCCCUAACUCACAACCAAGUGGUGGAUAUGCUGGUUGAGUGUCCUAAGGGAAGUGAGGUCACAUUGUUGGUGCAACGAGGAGGGCUGCCAGUUCCCAAGAAGAGCCCAAAGUCGCAACCACUGGAAAGGAAAGACAGCCAGAAUAGUUCUCAGCACAGUGUUUCCAGCCACCGAAGCCUGCACACAGCAUCCCCAAGCCACAGCACACAGGUGCUCCCCGAGUUCCCACCUGCAGAGGCCCAAGCUCCAGAUCAAACUGACAGCUCUGGCCAGAAAAAACCAGAUCCUUUUAAAAUCUGGGCCCAGUCCAGGAGCAUGUAUGAAAACCGACCUAUGUCACCUUCACCUGCGUCGGGAUUGAGCAAGGGUGAGAGAGAGAGAGAAAUCAAUUCCACGAAUUUUGGAGAAUGUCCGAUUCCAGAUUACCAGGAACAGGACAUCUUCCUCUGGAGAAAAGAGACUGGAUUUGGAUUUAGGAUUCUGGGUGGAAAUGAACCAGGGGAACCUAUUUAUAUUGGUCACAUCGUACCACUGGGUGCUGCUGAUACUGACGGCCGCCUGAGGUCUGGAGAUGAAUUAAUCUGUGUGGAUGGGACACCAGUAAUUGGAAAAUCACACCAGCUUGUGGUCCAGCUUAUGCAACAAGCUGCCAAGCAAGGCCACGUCAAUCUCACGGUGCGGCGUAAAGUGGUUUUUGCGGUGCCCAAAACCGAGAACGAGGUGCCCUCGCCAGCCUCCUCUCAUCACAGUAGCAACCAGCCGGCCUCGCUGACAGAAGAGAAGCGCACCCCGCAGGGCAGCCAGAACUCGCUGAACACGGUGAGCUCGGGCAGCGGCAGCACCAGCGGCAUCGGCAGUGGCGGCGGCGGGGGCAGCGGCGUGGUCAGCACCGUGGUGCAGCCCUACGACGUGGAGAUCCGGCGCGGGGAGAACGAGGGCUUCGGCUUCGUCAUCGUGUCCUCGGUGAGCAGGCCCGAAGCAGGCACGACCUUUGCAGGCAAUGCAUGUGUGGCUAUGCCUCACAAAAUAGGUCGGAUUAUUGAGGGGAGCCCUGCUGACCGCUGUGGCAAGCUGAAAGUAGGAGACCGGAUCUUGGCAGUAAAUGGAUGUUCCAUCACCAACAAAUCCCAUUCAGACAUUGUGAACCUAAUCAAGGAAGCGGGAAACACAGUUACCCUCCGCAUCAUUCCUGGGGAUGAGUCCUCGAAUGCCACCUUGCUGACCAAUGCAGAGAAGAUUGCCACCAUCACCACCACACACACCCCUUCUCAGCAAGGGACCCAGGAGACAAGGAAUACCACCAAACCAAAGCAGGAAUCUCAAUUUGAGUUCAAAGCACCCCAGGCAACACAGGAGCAAGAUUUUUACACUGUGGAACUGGAAAGAGGAGCCAAGGGAUUUGGCUUUAGCCUUCGAGGAGGCCGAGAGUAUAACAUGGACCUCUAUGUUCUGCGCUUAGCAGAGGACGGUCCUGCGGAGAGGUGUGGAAAGAUGAGGAUUGGUGAUGAAAUUUUAGAGAUCAAUGGUGAGACCACCAAAAACAUGAAGCAUUCUCGAGCUAUAGAACUGAUAAAGAAUGGUGGCCGCAGAGUUCGUCUGUUUCUGAAGCGGGGAGACGGCUCAGUACCAGAAUAUGACCCCAGCAGCGACCGCCACGGCCCCGCCACCGGUCCACAAGGUGUUCCGGAAGUGAGGGCCGGGCCCGACCGCCGGCAGCAUCCGUCAUUGGAGUCCAGUUACCCACCCGAUCUUCACAAAUCAUCACCACAUGGGGAAAAGCGGGCACACGCAAGGGAUCCGAAAGGCAGCAGAGAGUAUAGCAGACAACCCAAUGAACACCACACCUGGAAUGGGACUUCGAGGAAACCCGACAGCGGGGCAUGCCGACCCAAGGACCGGGCGCCGGAGGGACGGAGGGACGCGCAGGCCGAGCGCGCGGCAGCCGCCAACGGCCCCAAGAGGCGGUCCCCAGAGAAGCGGAGGGAGGGCACCCGCAGCGCCGACAACACUUUGGAGAGGAGGGAGAAGCACGAGAAGAGACGAGACGUCUCUCCGGAGCGGAGGCGAGAGCGGUCACCCACCCGCAGGAGAGACGGCUCCCCCAGCCGGCGGAGACGGUCUCUGGAGAGACUCCUGGAGCAGAGGAGGUCCCCCGAGCGCAGGAGAGGGGGCUCGCCCGAGCGCAGGGCCAAGUCCACCGACCGGAGGCGCGCACGCUCCCCCGAGCGCAGGAGAGAGCGGUCCCUGGACAAAAGGAACAGAGAGGACAGAGCCAGCCACCGAGAAAGGGAAGAGGCGAAUCUGAAACAGGAUGCCGGCAGAAGUUCCAGACAUCCCCCGGAGCAGAGAAGGCGACCUUACAAAGAAUGUAGCACCGACCUCAGUAUCUGAGACGCUGAGUCACAUUCCAACCUUUACCGUGUCAAAGGUUCUAAGAGGAAAGUCACAAACCUGAAAUUAUUUAGUUUCUUACCUAAUGAAGCAUCUGACACCUGAUGAUCCUAUGAAUAACAACAAACAUUUUAUGCAUUUGAAAUCUUAUAAGAAAAAAUAUAUAUGAAAAGUAUUGUGCCUGAUGUAUCAUAUUAAAGAAAGUAUUUUUAAAUGCAUACUUUUUUGGAAAUUAUUUGCCAAAUGCUGGCCCAAAGGGAUAUAAAUUUUGUUUCUACGUAACCUGUAGAAUCGUCAAGAAUUGUUCCCGUUUUUGGGCAAUCUUUUUCUCUCCUGGUUAAUUGGGGCUGUUGAUCAUUUUCUCUAAGUAAGGGAAUUUAUUGAUUAAGUUUAAUUAAUUUGAUAUAGACUGUCAUGUAGUGAUGUAGUGGUAUACUGUAGUCGGAAGUUUUUCUUAAAAGCAAAGAGCAAAAAUGCAAAGUUUUAUUUGUAAAAGCUGAGGACCCUUGGGGAUGGAUUAGGUUUGCCGAUGAUCCUAAAAGUAAGCAAACUGUAUGACAAGACUACUAUUGCAAAUGAAGGAUAUUUAUAGCUAAACUGUGCAGCACAAAGAAGUUUUAUAUUGUGAGUUAUAGUUGGUUCAGAAAACAGUUUGUACUCUCCCUGGCCCAGGAAGGCACAGAGACAAAAAUGCCGGCCACCUUUACCCAAAUACAGCCCAAGCACAGACAGUCAGGUUCGUGAUCAUCUCCAACAUCUGGUAAAAUCUCAUUGAAGGCAAUGCCAUCACAGCUUUGCUCAAUUACUACGAGGAAGAGACAACAAGCAUCUUUGGUGUUGUCUCGUCUGAUUGGAGGCUGAAUAGUAGAUGGAAUGGGGGACAGUGUGCCUGGUGUGAGGAAGACGUAAGAUCCCCAAUUUGGAAAGCAUGCCCCCCUCCCUUUUAGUAGAAGCCCAUGGUUGCCCUUUGCCAAACUGGGGAGGAGGCAAUGAGCCUUGGUGGAAGGAACCUCUCUGUUGAUAUUUAAAGAAGUGAGGGCUGUGGGUAUUCAUUGUUAGAAAUGCCAAUUUCACUUUGAAACCAUAGUCCAAGUCUCUAGGUUGGUAGAAGGGAAAGGAAGGAAGUGGUCCCAGUGGUUCUAGAUCUGGUUGGGAAACUUCUGCCUCAUGACUCUGUCCUUUGAGUCCUUUGGACAGCAGCACAAAACAUAACAAUUUUUAUUUUUAAACAGACCCAUUCUUUUUGAUCCCACAGGAGCUGUGGUUGGGUCGGCCGUAGCCCCGGGAUGUGGUUUAAGUGGAUUACUGCCUAGCUGAGCCAAAAUGUUUGCUUGUACCUGUUGGACCACUACAGCAAACCGCUGCUUACAGUGCAUUGUGUAUUUCUGUAGUACUGUUUUGCAUUUUCCAUACAGACAGAAAACUUUGCAAGUCAAUCACUGUUGUUCCCAUGGUACUGUAAGAAAAAAAAAAGGAAAAAGAAAAAAAAAAAAAGAAAA
Gorilla gorilla gorilla (western lowland gorilla) is the source of this 8573-nucleotide messenger RNA. It is a transcript of the gene MAGI1, whose product is annotated as membrane associated guanylate kinase, WW and PDZ domain containing 1. Gene Ontology annotation, biological process: signal transduction. Bases 3283 to 7074 code for a protein of 1263 amino acids. The transcript has 24 exons. Lineage: Eukaryota; Metazoa; Chordata; Mammalia; Primates; Hominidae. Gene Ontology annotation, cellular component: cytoplasm; cell-cell junction. The record is from RefSeq and is a predicted model, not a curated record. Gene Ontology annotation, molecular function: protein binding.